AUGAUCAUCUCCGAGUUCGAACCGCUCUUCCAGCAGCUCGAAACCGAACGUCUCCUCUCCGACACUUUGCGGGAAAAAUCCAAAGACCUCGAUCGACUCUACCGCUCGCUCUCCGCUCAACUCAAUUCUGUCCACUCUGCAUCCUCACCUGACCAGUUCGCUGGAAUCGUCGCUCGAACGCUGCCGCUGUGGACGACAGUUCGAUCGUCGAUAGCUGAGCUGGCAACGCUGCUACCGGAGGAUUCGUUCUAUCGCUGGUGCGACGAUUUCUCGUAUCCGUUGAAGAACUUGACCUCGUUGAUCGCGUUGAUCGUGCUGCUCGGAUCGGGCGGAUUGGUCACGAAGGCUCAAGUAGGCAAAGUCAUGGGAUUGGAUAGGUACGAGGAAGGAAAGAUUCAGCUCGUCACGGAGGAUUAUCUGCAUGGACUAAUCAACGCCAUCAACGAACUGCCUAGGUUGGCCGUCAACAGCGUCACCGGCGGUGACUUCCGAACCCCCGUCAGACUAGCCAGAUUCGUAAAAGAGGUCCAUGGCGGUUUCCAGCUCCUGAAUCUUAAAAAUGAUAGUCUCAGAAAACGGUUUGACAGUCUAAAGUACGACGUGAAGAAGAUCGAGGAGAUCGUCUACGAUAUCUCGUUGAGAGGCUUGGUCAACGGCGAAGAUACAGGUCAAGAUGGGCUGGCGUUCAGAUGGGGAGAUGAGCGGCAGGUCGAGUUGGUGCAGUUGCUAGCCACCGACGGUCAGCCUUCCACUUAA
Messenger RNA from Pseudozyma hubeiensis SY62, 756 nucleotides. RefSeq lists its product as hypothetical. NCBI's taxonomy places the organism in Eukaryota, Fungi, Basidiomycota, Ustilaginomycetes, Ustilaginales, Ustilaginaceae. Gene Ontology annotation, biological process: RNA metabolic process. The record is from RefSeq and is a predicted model, not a curated record. The transcript has 2 exons. Gene Ontology annotation, cellular component: nucleus; cytoplasm. The coding region runs from base 1 to 756 and encodes 251 amino acids. Gene Ontology annotation, molecular function: RNA binding; single-stranded DNA binding; sequence-specific DNA binding.